Molecule: messenger RNA, 3869 nt
Organism: Myotis myotis
Lineage: Eukaryota; Metazoa; Chordata; Mammalia; Chiroptera; Vespertilionidae
Gene: WIPI1
Product: WD repeat domain, phosphoinositide interacting 1
Exons: 10
Coding region: 2417-3619 (400 amino acids)
Biological process (GO): nucleophagy; autophagy of mitochondrion; protein localization to phagophore assembly site
Cellular component (GO): phagophore assembly site membrane; cytosol; extrinsic component of membrane
Molecular function (GO): phosphatidylinositol-3,5-bisphosphate binding; phosphatidylinositol-3-phosphate binding; protein binding
Source: RefSeq, a predicted model, not a curated record
CCUCCAGAUUGCAAGGCUUCUGCUCGUUGGGACCGAGGAGAAAGAUGGCUAUCGUUCAGGAGGAAUGCCCCUAGAACAAGCAUCAGGUUCUACAGGGCAUUUUCAUCCUCAGGCCUUGAUUUAUGAGGCUCCUGUAGAGAGUCUGUUCCAUGCGCUUGUCUCAGUGGCGGGUCCUCCCUGGUCCUCCUGCCUCUUGUUCUUUUUCCGACGUGGCCACCGGCGAGGUGAGCCCUCCCCUGGGUGCAGGCUGGCCAGACCCCUGGCUCUGGAACCCUGAGCCGUUGCAAGGACACCUUCAACACAGAGGGACGCCUCUCUGGUUUGGGUCCCCGAAGGUGGCAUUCGCUGCAGACUGGCGGUCACGCCUCUCGGAGGAAGCCCCUGAGAACAGUGUGUGGUCCUCCUGGGUGGUUCUGAAGCCAGUCAGUAAAACUGCCCAGUGGCCAGGUCCUCGGGCUUCCACGUCUCUUCCGCCCAGCUAACCCUUGGAGAUUUUUCUUGUAGUGUUUUCUUUGUUGAAGGAAGGAAUAUUCUUAUCUCAACUAUGCAGCACCUUCUCUUGAAAAAUAUCCGUUCUUGUUAAAUAAGUGGCCGAGGUAGCAGAGUUUCCGUUGAAUUAUUACAGUCUGAGUCCUAGGAGCAGGGCAGGGGCUGUAUCUGUUCUGUUCACUGCUGUGAGACCUGGUGGAAAAGAUAGUGAAUGCCCGGUAGGAAAAUCUCCCACAAUGUCUGUUUCCUGGCCUCCUUGUCCAUAAGCAAACAGAGACAUUCUCUGCAUGAGCGCGCAGCUCUGUCCAUUCAGGCAAACAAUCCCAGGAGGGUGGAGGUCAUGGCAUUCGCCGGGGACAACGUUCUCUCCUGUCUUUGCACCUAAACCACGAAGUGCUGAUUAACUUUUUUAAACAAAUGAGACAAAGUGCUUUCUGAAGUUUAUGGUAAGGAAGAGAUUAUUUCUUUGAGUUGAUCAAAUAUUUUCACUGACUCUCCACUUAAGCCUGCAUAAAAGCAGAGAACAGCCUGAGAAAUAGGAUACGGGGAUUUUUUUUUUUUUUUUUUACGCAAAGAGGAGUCCGAGUAAAAAAGAAAAUAAACCCAGGUUCUUAGCAAGAGAGAAAAAGGCAGUUUGAGAGUUUUCAGCUUGAAGGCUUUUAGUUUUCAGAAUAAUGCUUGGCUCAAGUGCUCGUUCUGAAGUCUGUUGGGAGCACGUUCAACGUUGUUGUUGAACUGUCUUGUUUUUUCCUUUGCACGUAGGAGUAGCCAGUGUGGGAGCAUUAACGAUCCUUUUUCGGUAACUGACGUCUCCGUAAGGUUGUGUAGGCAAAUGUCCUGUUAAAAUCAGAAUUCUCGAAUAGUAUCUAUGGCAUGUCUUUGUAUAACUUCUCUCUUACUUGCUCUCUGACAUUUUCAUUAGCGAAUGGGACAAAGGAGGAUUAUUCAAGUGUCCGACCCAGUCUGUUGACCUUUAGAUGUCACUCCACUCAGCGUAACACUCAUGAACUCUAAGGCUCUCCGCCCCCACCACCAAAGGACAUUAAUGCACCUGGACCUACCUGGCUUAUCAUGGCCAAGCUAAAGUGAACCCAGGUCCAAUAUUUCUGCUCCUAAGAAGGUGCUUUGGAACAGGUCUGGGAAGCGUUUGGGGUUUGCUUUUCUUAAAACGUUCAGGUUUGGGCGCUAACAACUUCUGGUUUAGGCAACUCCUGCAGCUCCUCCCUGCCAGGUGGCGGCGGCAGCUCCCUCAGAUAGAAAGGAAGAGUGUCUAGUAAUUGUGAUAUUUUUCACAUUUAGUAGAUGUGAUUCCCCCGGCACUGAGUUGAGGAGAUGUGUUCAACAGAAUACAGGCGGUUACCCAGAUGCAUUUCAAUAUGCGAGCGUGUACGGUUCUUUGCCACCUGUUCUCCACCUCCGUCUGGAUGCCAAGGGCCCUAGAACAGAUGCAGCAUCUGCAUCCAGGCUCGGACGCUGAGUCUAAGUCCGUGGUGCUCGAGAGCAGAUGCUAUAAAUAUUUUUAAUUGUUAAAAGGGGUUAUUAAAUUAUAAAGCCUAGAGAAGUUGACAAGAGUUGGAGUGACGGAAUGAGCUGAAAACUGGCUGUUAAAGGAAGCCGGUUCCAGGCUCUGCCCGUCCCGGAAGCGUGCUGUCACUUGAACUGAGGGCAAAGCGCAUCCUCUUGGCCUCUGCGUGUUCUCGGUCUGCUCCCCUCCCGCUUCAUUCUUGUCUGCAGCCAACACGGGGGCGACCUGAACGUGGGCCAUGUGGGCCACGGAGCAGACGGUGCUGUGAGCGCCGGUGGGAAGGGACGCAGACGGGACAGGCUAGCAGUAGGGGCCGUUCUGCAGGAGGCGUGUGCUGAGGACCCGUGUGCUGGGGAUUGGGUGUGGAAUACAAGAGGAUAUCAGAAGCCUCAGAACAUCAGCAUGCAUAGAGGAAGACAGUGCCCACCCUGUGACGCGUCUGUGUGGUUACAGAGGCUGCUGGUGUGCCUGGAGGAAUCCAUUUACAUCCACAACAUCAAAGACAUGAAGCUGCUGAAGACCAUCCUGGAUGUUCCUGCAAACCCAACAGGUCUGUGUGCCCUCUCUAUCAACCAUUCCAACUCUUACGUGGCUUAUCCUGGAAGCCUGACCACAGGCGAGAUUGUGCUUUAUGACGGACACUCCCUGAAAACAGUCUGCACGAUUGCAGCCCACGAGGGGACGCUGGCCGCCAUCACCUUCAACGCCUCGGGCUCCAAGCUGGCGAGCGCUUCUGAGAAAGGCACGGUCAUCCGGGUGUUCUCCGUACCUGAAGGGCAAAAGCUCUAUGAGUUUCGGAGAGGAAUGAAAAGGUAUGUGACCAUCAGCUCCCUGGCCUUCAGUAUGGACUCACAGUUCCUCUGCGCCUCCAGCAACACCGAGACCGUGCACAUCUUCAAGCUGGAGCACCUGGCCAGCAGCCGACCCGAGGAGCCUUCGACCUGGAGCGGCUACAUGGGAAAGAUGUUCAUGGCAGCUUCCACCUACCUCCCCGCCCAGGUGUCAGACAUGAUGAACCAGGACAGGGCCUUCGCCACCGGGCGUCUGACUUUCUCCGGACAGAAGAACAUCUGCACCCUCUCCACGAUCCAGAAACUGCCGAGGCUGUUGGUCGCAUCCUCCGACGGACACCUUUACAUCUACAACCUGGACCCUCAGGACGGAGGAGAGUGUGUCUUGAUCAAGACUCACAGGUUGCUUGGCUCAGGAACCACGGAAGAGAAUAAAGAAAAUGACCUCAGACCUUCAUUACCUCAGUCCUAUGCAGCAACAGUAGCCAGACCAAGCGCAUCUUCCGCCUCCACGGUGCCAGAUAAUAUUGUGCCGUGGAAGUCAGAAGGGCAAAGCGAAGCAGUCAUGAUGAGAAGCGCGCCUCAGAAAUCAGGACACCCCCCAUCAGGUGGUUUUGGAGAAAACCAGGAAGGUGGAAGAAUGGCGUGCGAUGGUGGGCGCAGAGUGGGGGCAGGAAUCCCAGGUGCCCCCUGCUUAAGCCACAGGACGUGGCUCACUGCUCACCAUGCCCCCCCCACCCCCAGUCCCGGCUGCCAGUGGGUACGGGAGACACCGCGUACGCAUCCUGCUAUUGGAACUAUAUUACAGCCAUAAUGUCAAUUGCUAACUAAUCAUAUUGGUCUAUAGCCGGAAUUUUGUAUUAAAAGCGGCAUCCUUUUUCAAUGUAUGCUGUGUAAAAAUGUAUCUAUAGGAAAAUGUCUUCGAAUUGUACUUCUUGUAUGUUACGUACAUAGAGACUAUUUUAACCAGGCGAAGUACUUUUUUUUUUGGCAGUGAUUGGAAUAAAUCACGUACUACCUUUGAGUCCCAUUUAGGACACUAAUAAUAAAAUCAUGGCAAUGCA